AUGCUCUCGGAUACGAUUUAUCACAAGAGGUGUCUCUGGCUCGGCAUCUGGCAGAUCAAGGAACCAGCAAUGGACCCCCAGGCACUCAGGCCCAAGCUAAAAUCCGCGGAGGUCAGAUUGAGAGAAGCUCUGGACCAAGCGCAGCUGCAGCAGCCAGUGGCGCUGCUCGACUUGCAGCACAUGCUCGUGCAGCUGCAAACCUGCAGUGACGUGGAGCUCACGUCAUCUGGCGUGAUACAGCUGAGGCAUGCCCUGGAUUCGUUCUUCAGCGAAGCACAACAAUCACCUGGCGUUUCACCUGAGGCUUUUGCAGCGAUGAAAGAUUUGGCUGAUCUGGUGGGCCCACUGAAAUCCGACACCACACUCUCCACUGCCGCUGCUUCGUUCCUACAACAGACCACCCGCCUUCUCAGCAACAGCAUCGCCUCUUCAAACCUUGAGAAACGGCUGGCCGAGCUUCAGAAACGACUGGGGGAGAUUAUGGAGUCUAGGCAGGGGGUAGCGACGCCAGGAGUGGCUGAGCUAUAUGAGCAGCUGAUAGGCGUGAUUUUGCAGACUCAGGACGUGGCGAGUCUUGCCAAGGAGUACAAUUGGGACUUUGACACGUAUUUGUAUGAGGACCUACCAGCUGCCAUGCAGUAUGUGCGGAAAUGGUCCCGGCCGCACGAUGGGAAGAUCCUGGCCGUCGGUCAUUCCAUGGGAGGGAUUCUGCUGUACUCGCGAAUGGCUGCUCUCGGUCCUGAUGCGGGUUUGUUGGGGGUGGUGACGGUGGCAUCGUCACUCGAAUACUGGAUGGCUAACUCCAGCUUGAAGCUGCUACGCCCACUCUCCGGCCCUGCGCGGGCGCUCAACUUCCCAGUCAUUCCAGUGGCAGUGCUGGCGCGAGCUGCACUGCCUCUCAUGACCCAGCCGCCCUUCACUCUGGCAUGGGUGGCGCACCAGGUGUCAGCCCGCGAUGCCAUGGACCCUCAGCUCUUUCAAAAGCUCAUGCAGCACAACUUCUGCACCAUCCCAGUGAAGCUCCUUUUGCAAAUGGAAUCAAUUUUCACGCCAGGCGGGCUGCGCAGUCGCAGCGGGUCCAUCUCGUACCUCAAGGGGCUCAGGGACUGCCACACACCCGUGCUCGCGCUCGCUGGUGACUCCGACGGUGUUUGCCCUCCUCUUCUUGUCACAGAGACCCUCAAGGCCAUCCCAUCUUCCAGCGUUGAGUACCGGCAGUUUGGGGGGUCGGACAACCGCCGCUACGGACACUACGACAUGCUUGUGGGCAAACAUGCACCAGAGGAAGUGUACCCUGUCAUUACAGAUUUUCUGUCGAAGACUGAUGCUGCUAACGGGGAGCCAAUCAGGGCUGCAGACGAGUUCCCUUCCACCAUGUCUGUCAUGGCAGAACAGGAUGCUGGCAUGCAUGCAGUCUAA
Molecule: messenger RNA, 1419 nt
Organism: Closterium sp. Yama58-4
Lineage: Eukaryota; Viridiplantae; Streptophyta; Zygnematophyceae; Desmidiales; Closteriaceae
Source: the annotation of a GenBank genome assembly